CGGUGUUAGGUGAUUUGGGAUGAAGGAAAAUCUUAAAAUAGAUUUAUGACUUAAAAUGGAGUUAAGUUUAAGCUUCUUAACUUUUUUUUUAAUAGUUUUUAGUCGUCAGUGGAUCUCUUAUUUAUUUAUAUGCAUUGUUGAGGAUUGAAGCCUGGGCCUCACACAUGCCAGGUGAGCACUCUAGCACUGAGCUCUAGCACUCUAGCUACUCCAGCUCCUAAGCUUCUUAACUUUUAUGCUAAUCUUUAUUGGUUUCAUUUCAUUGAAUUUCGUGCCCCACCAUUCUGGGGACUGAAUUCUGGGGUGCUCUACCACUGAGCUGUAUCCCUACCCCUCUUUAUUUUUUGAGACAGGGUCAUCCUUUACUCUCAAAUGAUUCAUAAAGAACAAGAAUUAGACCUCUAGGUCUUGUUUAUUUUGAGAGAAGGUCUCACUAAGUCGCUGAGGCUGGCCUUGAACUGGUGAUCCUCCUGCCUCCAAGUAGCUGGGAUUAGAGUGGUGUGCCACUAUUUUCACCUUCAUUUUGUUGAAUUUUAAUUAGGAGUGUGGUUAGAAUUAUACACAAACUAGUGGCUGGGAUUGUGGCUCAGAGGUGGAGCGCUUGCCUAGCAUGUGUGAGGCACUGGGUUUGAUCCUCAGCACCACAUAAAACUAAAAUAAAGGUAUUGUGUCCAUCUAUGACUGAAAAAUAAAUGUUAAAAAAAAAAAGAAUUAUGCACAAACAAAAAACACUGGGGCCACAGAGUUGAAAAGUGUUGAAUGUGUAAGAUUUCCUAAAAGAAGGAAACUGGUGAUCCCUGCCAUCAUUGCUGAGAUCUACCUUACUGGUUCUUCAUUCAGUAACUGUUCACUGAAUAGUUGUGUUCCACAUAAAGGAAUAAGCCAAAGUCCUUGCCUUCAAGUUGCUCACAAUCUACUGAGGCAUACCAAUACAUAUGUAAUUGUAGCCAGUUCCUAUUUAGCACUUUGUGACUGACAUGCCUAUGGUAACUCUAAAAGCUACCAUCCCUUCACAGUUGAAGAAAGAGGCACAAAUUGGGAGAGCAGCCUACUCAAGGUCACACCUAAUAAGUGGCCGAUCUCAGGCCAUCUGGUUAAUCAGUACUUUAAUGCCCACUAUAUAUAUUGCUAUUCUAAUUAUUAAAAUGUAAAGUGCAAAAUAAAGUGAUAAUACACAGUUAAAAAUGGGAGAGGAAGUUAUAAAAUGCUUUUAGGAGGAGGUAGUAACCUCUAAUAUGUGGGAGGGUCAUACAGCAGAAUCAAUCAGCCUCAGUAAAACUGGAGGUAAGACAUGAAGUCCUGUAUAUUAAGGAUGCCUGGCCACAAGCAGUACUCUAUUGCUUGAAUUUUGAAGUUUGAAUUAGGAAGCAGCCACAGAUGGGUGGGCACAGAGGGUCUUGUAUGCCUUGCCAAGGAGUUAUAUGGCCUGGGGAUAUGUGAGGGGGCACCUAUAGCAGGAGAAUGGCAAGGUCUAAUUUUAUUCUUUGUGAAUCAUCUGAGAGUGAAGGAUGUAUUUGAGGAGCACAUUAAGGAACCCAUUACAAUAACUCAGGAUUGAUAAUAGAGGCCUCGCAAGGGCAGGGAAGGUAAGGGUAAACUAAAGGGCAUAUUUGAGAAAUACUGAGUGGGAAAAUUGGCAAGACUUGGUAAAUUGAUUGCCAGAAGUUCCAGGUAAUUUGUAAGUAGCCUGGGGGUGCACAGUGGUGGCAACUGAAACAGAAUGCAGGGGGAGGAGCAAUUUUAGGUGGGCCUCAGACAAAGUCUGAGUGCAUAAAGUGAGUACUUUGGAAUGGGUAGGAAUCCUACAAAAUGAACCCUAAGAGUGAAUACAAAUGCCAUGUGCAAAAAGGGACUUCCUGGUAAAACCACUUUUAGUGGAGAAAAGCCAACUGUUUAUGCAGUGCCCUCUGGUGGUCAAAAUAUGUUAUGCUGCCUCUUCAAGAUGAAGGAUGAAAGUGUAGAAACUGCCUGGAUUAAAUACUUUACUCCUGGAGGAAAGAGAAUAUUUUAGAAGCCACUGUUUCCUCUGCCUUUGGGUUGAAUUGAUUUCCUAGACCUGCAAUUCGGUUGAACUACAAAGCCUAUAAGAGACUGAAAUGGUGAACAGAAGGAGGUCAGCAUACCUUUUAGAAGUAACAGCUGUUGGCUUGACAAGGGGACAGAAAAAUACCAGCAAACCAACCAACAAACCACCAUCUCCAAAAGCAGGUGUCUCUAAUUAAUAGAAGAUGGCAAAACCCAGCCACAGCAGCUACGUUCUUCAGCAGCUAAACAACCAAAGAGAAUGGGGUUUUCUCUGUGACUGUUGUAUUGCAAUUGAUGACAUUUACUUUCAAGCCCACAAAGCCGUUCUAGCUGCCUGCAGCUCCUAUUUUAGAAUGUUUUUCAUGAACCAUCAACAUAGUACUGCACAACUGAAUCUCAGCAAUAUGAAAAUUAGUGCUGAGUGUUUUGAUCUCAUUUUGCAAUUUAUGUAUUUAGGAAAAAUUAUGACAGCUCCCUCCAGUUUUGAGCAGUUUAAAGUGGCAACGAACUACCUACAGCUGUAUAAUGUUCCUGACUGCUUAGAAGAUAUACAGGAUGCAGAUUGUUCUAGUUCAAAAUGUUCAUCUUCUGCUUCCAGCAAACAGAACAGCAAAAUGAUAUUUGGAGUAAGAAUGUAUGAAGACACUGUGGCUAGAAAUGGAAGUGAAGCCAAUAGGUGGUGUGCAGAGCCAAGUUCAACAGUAAAUACACCACAUAAUAGAGAGCCUGAUGAAGAAUCUUUACAAUUAGGUAAUUUUCCUGAACCACUAUUUGAUGUAUGUAAAAAAAGUUCUGUGUCCAAAUUAUCUGCUCCAAAAGAACGUGUAUCGAGACGCUUUGGACGGAGUUUUACCUGUGACAGCUGUGGAUUUGGCUUUAGUUGUGAAAAAUUAUUAGAUGAGCAUGUGUUGACCUGUACUAACAGACAUUCAUACCAAAACACAAGAUCUUACCACCGAAUAGUAGAUAUUAGAGAUGAAAAAGACAGUAACAUCAAAGCUAAAUUUGGUGAAAAGGAUUCUUCUAAAACAUUUUCUGCACAGACCGACAAAUACAGAGGAGACACAAGCCAGGCUCCUGAUGAUUCAGCUUCAACCACUAGAAACAGGAAAAGUAGCACAGUGGAGUCUGAAAUAGCCACUGAAGAAAAAAGCAGAGCUGCUGAGAGGAAAAGAAUCAUUAUCAAGAUGGAGCCAGAAGAUAUUCCUACAGAUGAGCUGAAAGAUUUUAACAUUAUUAAAGUUAAUGAUAAAGACUGUAACGAAUCCACUGACAACGAUGAAUUGGAAGAUGAACCCGAAGAGCCAUUUUAUAGAUACUAUGUUGAAGAAGACGUCAGCAUUAAAAAAAGUGGUAGGAAAACUCUAAAACCUCGGAUGUCAAUAAAUGCUGAUGAAAGAGUUGGUUUAGAAAAUAUGAGACCCCCUAACAACAGCAGUCCAGUUCGAGAGGAUACUGAAAAUGCAUCUUGUGAGCUGUGUGGACUCACAAUAACUGAGGAGGACCUGUCAUCUCAUUACCUAGCCAAACACAUUGAAAAUAUCUGUGCAUGUGGUAAAUGUGGACAAAUACUUGUCAAGGGUAGACAACUUCAGGAACAUGCCCAAAGAUGUGGAGAACCACAAGAUCUGACAAUGAAUGGGUUAGGAAAUACUGAGGAGAAAAUGGACAUGGAAGAAAAUCCUGAUGAGCAGUCUGAAAUAAGAGAUAUGUUUGUUGAAAUGUUGGAUGAUUUUAGGGACAGUCAUUACCAGUUAAACAGUAUCCAAAAAAAGCAGUUAUUUAAGCAUUCCGCCUGUCCUUUUCGAUGUCCUAACUGUGGCCAGCGUUUUGAAACUGAAAAUCUAGUGGUUGAACAUAUGUCUAGCUGCCUAGACCAAGAUAUGUUUAAGAGUGCCAUCAUGGAAGAAAAUGAAAGAGAUCACAGGCGAAAGCAUUUCUGUAAUCUGUGUGGAAAAGGAUUUUAUCAGCGGUGUCAUUUAAGAGAACACUAUACUGUUCAUACUAAGGAAAAACAGUUUGUUUGUCAGACAUGUGGAAAGCAGUUUUUAAGAGAACGUCAGUUGCGUCUGCACAAUGAUAUGCACAAAGGCAUGGCCAGGUAUGUCUGUUCCAUUUGUGAUCAAGGAAACUUCAGAAAACAUGACCAUGUACGGCAUAUGAUUUCUCAUUUAUCUGCUGGUGAGACUAUAUGCCAGGUCUGCUUUCAGAUAUUCCCAAAUAAUGAACAAUUGGAGCAGCACAUGGAUGUUCAUCUGUAUACAUGUGGAAUAUGUGGAGCAAAAUUUAAUUUGAGGAAAGAUAUGAGAUCACAUUAUAAUGCCAAGCAUUUGAAAAGAACCUAAGUGAUUUUCUACUGUACUAAUGUCUAGUUGAUAGCAGACAAAACACCAAAGCAAAAAGGAUAUGAGCUAUUUAGAAAUUGAUUUUAUAAGAUGAAUUGUUUUAAAAAAAUUCAAGUCCCUUUUAUCUUUAAUAUUUUUGUUUAGGAUAUUAAGUUUCUACAUUUUAGGCGUUAAAAUGUUUUUAUCAUUUUUUGUUGUUUCUAAUAGCAUUCUUUGUUUCUAGUUUUCUUAGCUUGGAUUUAAAUUACUUUUACAUGUAGAUGAUAAGUGGCUGUUACCCCUUCAAUGACUAUUAAACUUUAGUUUUUUUUAUCAAUAAGGUGAUGACUUCACUAUUUUUAUGUUUUUUUUUUUAAGGUUAUCAUGUGAAAUUUAAAACCCAAUAUGAUUGGCCAUUCCUGUUUAAAUUUUAGAAAGUAUUUAUUUCAAACUGCCCUAUUUCACUGUUAGCAUUUUUUUCUUUUUCUUUUUUCUUUUCCCAGUUGAACAGUGGGUUAGCUACUGUUUAUUCUCCCUUAUUAUCAAUGAAAUUCAUAUUCUUAAAUUGACAAGCUUAUUAGGCAAGUUAGGUGCACUGAAUCUAACCUUUAAGGUUGACAUGGGCUCAAACUUGGCCUAAAAAGAUUGAUGGACCUGAGGAAAUUCCUAUAAAUGAACAUUUCCUAUAACUGAUAAAAUAUUAUCAUUUAAUAAUCACAUUAAAAACUUAUAUUAAGUGUAAAUCCCAAUGGCUUUCCCUCACUUGUGAAACUUGUGGGGAUAAGCCAUUUUGUUUUAUGAUAUUAAAUUUAACUAUGAUAGUUAAUUAAAAAGACAUCUUGUAUUCAUUAAAAAUAUUUUUAAUUUAAAAUAUUCUUGAUUUUCUAAAGUGUGUUAGUUUACCAAUUAUUUUUGUUUAUAAAUAGACUUUAAUAGCGCUCUAGAAGUAUGACAUCUAAAGGAAAAUAUGAUUUAAAAUUACAUACUUUUGGAACUUUGAGAUUCAAGAAAGUUGCCAUGUAUAUUGAUAAAUCUAAUAAAAUAAAUCAAUUAUAAAUCUGGUUGUUCUAUAAAAGUAGAGUGCACAAAAAAUGUGUUGUGUUUUAUACUAAGAUUUGGAGAAAAUGUGUCGUGGCAAAUUGCAGUUUAUCACCAUGCUUUAUUAUUAUUUUCUGUAAAGGAUACAAAAUUUGAAGAUUAUAAAAUAAUCAACAUAUAAAUGGAAAUAGUUUAUCAUUUUCAAUUAAAGUAGUUUGUUAGUUGUUAUUGACCGAGGGUCUACAUCAUUUACAUGUGAAUUAAAACACUGGCAAACCUGACCCACCAAUAAACACAUCUACUGAAUAGAAUGCCUAUUAAUGUGAAUUACUUGUAACAUAAUACCCUUCUUAUAAUUAAAAGGAUUUUAGUUAACUCUCCUAUAUUUAAAAUAUAAUUUUGUGAUUAUGAGCAAUAGUUUAAUGGCAUUGCUUUUUGUUCACAUCAGAUUUUUAAAUAAGUAAUUUUUGUACAGUUUACAUAAAAGAACAAGUUGAGAAUUGAGAGAUAUAUUGGCUAGUAAAGAUUUAGUUGAAAGUAGUAGAGCAGUGUGAGUACAGAGACUUACAGGGAUAUGUUCAAAUUGUUGAGGUUAGGAAUAGCACAGGAGCCAGGGCAGAAUUAAUGUGAAGUAGAGAGGCACAAGAAGAUAAAACAAGAAAUCAAGAAUAUUUUUUUUAAAGCCACACAGUUAACAGAGAAUGCAGGAAAAAUGAGUUCCUCUUAGUCUUAGAUUUAGUUGUUUAUCAAAUACUUAAAUUGGAAAUGCAACUUAAAAUGAAAUAUAAGAUGCAUGUAUAUAUAUAUUACUGUUAGGAACCUGAUAACCAAAAGCUCUCAGAAAGUAGUGUAAAGAGAUAAAAUAAACCAAAUUUCCUAACUACAUGAUAUCUUAGUGAACAUGAUCUUCAGGGUCACUUUUUUCUACCCUCAUCAAAAUUUUUGUUGAAAUGGCUUUCCCCACUAUUGGGGUGGGGGUGGGGAGGGCUUUUUUCUAAAUACUACCUCUUUGAAGAAAGGAUUAUUUGUUCCAUUGGGGAGGGGUUGUGUGAUUUUGUACUCUGCCAUGUGCUAACAGCCAACAAUUAGCAACCAAAUAUAUAAACAUUAUCUUGAUUUUACAUGACUGAAAUGUUUAUAGUUUCACAAAGUCACACCUCAUGAUAUUUUCUUCUUGUUUCAUAUGUCACAGGACACACUUGUUUUGGAAUUAGCUACAGGGUAGUACAGGCUUCUCCAAGUGGAAAGUAUAAUUUUCCUUAUCAAACAGUUCAUUCAAAGGCUCCGUGGCUUUUAAAAUUAAGGGAAGCUCUGCACAGUGACACAUGCCUGUAGUCCUAGUGACUUGGGAGGCUGAGGCAAGAGGAUGCAAGUUUGAGGCCAACCUCGGCAGUUUAGCAACUUAGUGAGACCCUGUCUCAAAAUAAAUAAAAAGCACUGGGGAUGUAGUUGAGUAGAGCACCCCUGGGUUCAAUCCCAUAUCAAAAUAAAACAAAAUUAGGGGAAAUGAAAAAUGCCCAACACCUUAGCCAGACUCAACUUCCUUUUACCUCCAUCCUCUGUUAGCAUGGAGCUAAAGAGCUCUAACUCCUUUGCUAUUGCUUCUUGCUCUCCUGUGCUGUGAAGAGAAUGAAGACUGGAAGUUGUCUGCUGUUCAUAAAACACACGUCUUUAGGCUCCAAAUUUUAAAAAAAGAAAAAUCUAGAUAGAUGGAGUAGGAUCUUGUUCCCGUUUCAUCCUGACACCAUUUUGUUUGAAAAGACCUUUUGUUCUUACCACUACCAAUUCUUGGAUUCCUUUUUUUCUUCCAUACUGGGAUUAAACCCAGGGGCACUUUACCACUGAGCUAUAUACCCAGCCCUUUGUAAUUAUUUUGAAGCAGGGUCUCACCAAGUUGCCCAGGCAGACUUUGAACUUGUCAUCCUACUGCCUCAGCCUCCUAAGUAGGUGGGAUAACAGACAUGCACCACUGUGCCUGGCUAGUUUUUUGGAUUUCUUUAUGUGUAAUGAGCAAUCCCAGACUAAAUUUUUUAUCUUGUGGUGCUAGUGAUCAAACCCAGUGCCUUGCAAGACAUGUAGGCAAGUGCUCUAACACUAAGCUACAUCCCCAGGCCUAUUUUUUCUAAAAAGCAAGAAAUCCUGGAGGAAUAAUCAGCUUUUAACAAACUUGCCACUAAUUACAGUGCAAUUUGGAUGUUUUAUAACUUUUUAGUAAAUAAGACCCUCACACCCAGAGAUUAAUAAAACAUAGCCAAGGCCAUAGUAGAUUAGGAUUCAGAAGUUUGUCUUAAUUUCCCAUAUUAUUAAAGUAAAAAUAUUCAGAGAAACGAGCCAUAUGAGUAAGUGGUAUUUGGCAAAUGUUUUAUUACUACAAAGUAAUUAACAGUUUGUCUAUGGACAAAAAUUAAAUUAGAAAAAAAUCUUCCAGAGGGGCUAGUUACAAUAAUAAGAAUUAAAAUAAGGAUGGUGUUUGCUAGAGCUGACACUAAUUAAAAGGAAAAAUAAUGGGCAAGAAAGAUGUUGUUCUGUAAUUAAAAGCAAAAAAAAUAUGAAUAGGAUAUAAAAAUUGAAGUAAAUAAAACAUUUGAAAAUUAUAGGUGAGAUGAAUAGAGAUUAAAAUAAAUUGAUGAGAUUAAAAUAAUUAUAGGCUGCCUAACUGAAUAAGAGUGAUGUACAUAUCAAGGCUAUGCCUGAAUACUUGAGAUACUUUUAUAUUCUAAACAAUGGAAAGAGGCUGGUGAUAGCUGGCAACUUCUCAUUGGUAACACGAUACUCAAUCCUCUAUAUCACUACGAAACUUUUCCUACUUAAUGUAUCUCUGGAAAAUCUGCCAAAGAACCAGUGUAACAGUUGUCAAUAUUUAAGUAUAAAACUUGUCAUUAACAAAAAGCUAAAUAAGUACCAAUAGAAAAAAACCUGGAUAUGUCUAUGCAUACAUAGUUAAGAAUAAAUAAAUUUGGUAUAUCUAA
Ictidomys tridecemlineatus (thirteen-lined ground squirrel) is the source of this 8356-nucleotide messenger RNA. It is a transcript of the gene Zbtb1, whose product is annotated as zinc finger and BTB domain containing 1. Gene Ontology annotation, molecular function: protein binding; DNA-binding transcription factor activity, RNA polymerase II-specific. The record is from RefSeq and is a predicted model, not a curated record. Gene Ontology annotation, cellular component: nucleus. NCBI's taxonomy places the organism in Eukaryota, Metazoa, Chordata, Mammalia, Rodentia, Sciuridae. Gene Ontology annotation, biological process: regulation of transcription by RNA polymerase II.